AUGGCGACAACAGGUUUGCCCACGGCUGUUCCCCACAUCGGUGAUGUUGCACCCCUGAACAGCACGGCAGAUGCUCCACCGCGAACCUCCACCGACACGGGCAUGCGAUGCCCUGAUCCUUCGGCGCAUGUUCGUCAGUCUCACAGUAAUGCUUUGCAAAACCAGGCGUCGACUGCGGCCUUGUACAGUACAAGACCGGCCAACGAGCAGCAGAGAAUCAACCCGCUCGGACCGGACGGAAAGCUUUCGUCAGCAAGCGCUGCAGCCAGCCUGAAAUACGCAAAGGCAAGCGAUCUUCCUAGCUUCCCAGUCGUUGGCAUCGACACCUCUUCCUCGGCUGGAGCAGCUGCGCUACUUGCAAACCAAAACAAGAAGAGCCCAGAGUGGUGGAAACCAGAGCAAUCGUCUACCGCUGGCAAAGCCGCGCUGUUGGCAAACAAUUACAAGAUGAAGCCUUUAUGGCAACCAGAAGCAAGCGCUGCGGGCUCCAAGGCAGCACUUCUUGCCCACCGAGAUGGCGUCAAACUAAACCUGUGGCAGCCCGAAGCCAGCGCGGAUGGCAACUCAGCAGCCAACAUUGCCAUGCGCAAGACGGGUUUGGGCCCUCAAAUCGACUAUGGCUACACCGAGGACGGCAGGAAGAAGGCAUUGGUAGCAGCUACUGGGGCCCACUCAGCAGCCGGUCGCAAGCGCGCGCAGUCCAUUCCCAUGUCUGUUCCACUUUACCCUGACUCAAAGAACUCUGCCAAGAAUGCACUGAAUGCCGCCACGGUAGCUCACAGCCCGUCGAUGAGAGCCUCGAAGGCACCAGCGGUGCAGCUCCAGGACUCGAACCGACUUGGAUCUGGCGCAAUGGAGGCAGCAAGGAUUCAGCAUGCUAGGAGCGCCAGGGAGAUGUACACGAGUGCUCCACCUGUUGCACUGGAAGUCGAGGAGAAGAAUCGGAACGACGCGCUUCGAGCUUCAGCCAUUGUCAUGGCCAAGAAAAUGUACGAUAUCCAGCAGCAACACAUUGAAGGAGCUUCUGGACGCUCCGGUGUAUCUGCAGCUCGCACAGGUGCUACUGCUGCCCACGGUCAACAGCCUGCUACUAGCGAGGCGGAUAUCAAGCAACAAGCUAUGCAGUAUAUUGGGAUCCAGGAAGCUGCACAGAAGCUGGCGCAGGAGCGACUGGCCAAGAUUGGCUAUGACGAGAACGCGGCUUACCGAAGUUACUAUGGCUACGACAAGCAAAGCCGUUCUAAACUCUCCAUGCGUCGGGGAAGACCUCGCGCUCGCAGCACUUCUGAAGCUCCUCCACAGGACAGCGACUCUGACGAAGACGACUUCCGUUCCAGACGCAUCCGCAAUCAAAUGAAGCGGUUCAAUGAGCAACUGGCUGACGUUGAUGCGAGGAAGCGCGACCAGGACCGCAAGGGUCUGAUUGCUGCAGCGGAACGUAAGGUGCAAGCGCAGAUGCAGGGCCUUGACAAGGAUAUCUAUAAUAAGACAGGCAAGAUGUCGAACUCCAUGAUGGAUGAUUGGGAUGAAAAAGCCCGCCAGCGGGCCCUCGCAAACUCUGAAGCUCGCAUGGAAAAUCACGGCAGGGUCAUGAUAGGUAACGGAAAGUGGAUGGAUCAGGCCGAGAUCGAUGCCAUUGCGCAAGCCAGGCUCCAACCGACCCUUGACGAGAUUACUGAGAAGGCUGAGAAACGAAGAGCUGAAGAUGCCGAGAGGCAGUCCGAGCUGGAGAAGAAGCAGCGGAAGGAGCAAGAGGAAAAGGCGCGUCUCGCAGAGAUCAAGAACGAAGAACGCAGAGGCAAAGAUGAAGAGAAGAGAGCAGCAAAGGCUCGCAAUGCAGAAGAAAAGGCAGCUGCAAAGCAAGCGAAGGACGCCGAGAAGACCAGGAAAGCCGAGGAGGACCGUCUGGUCAAGGAAGAGCAGCGCAAAUCCAAGGAGGCUUCUCGUGCGGCGCCUACUGCUAGACCUGCUUUGGGAACUACUGUCGUCGCCACUCCCACCGCCGCAGUUCCGGCCACGGCUGCCGCUGCUACUGACGCGAACAAUGAUCUGUAUGAAGAGCCUACCGCUCCUACGGGACUCUCUAACAUCACCGUGCCAACACAAGACUCCACCGUCAUGGCCCCUGCUUCGACCGACCCUACAUCGCCCACCUCACCAAACUCAUCUAAGGGUCUCAAGUCCAUCUUAAACAAGCUGAAGCGCCGCUCUAAGCACGACUCGGCUGUCACUACUGGUGCUGAGGGCAAGACCACAGAGAGGGACAACACUGGCUUCAUUGGUGGGGCCUCCCUACGCGCAUCCGAGUCCAAGUCUCACUCAUUGACGACACCAUCAACUUCUCAUGCUGAAGCAAGUUCCACAACUCGUCCAACUGACUUGGGCGAUGUUGAGCCUACAGUUGUACCUCACGUCAAAGAUGACGGCUACUCGGAUAUCUCAUCGCUCAGCAGCGACGAUGAAGAGAUGACAAGGGGUCGUCCCCGCCCCGCACGUCUUCUGAGCGACGACACCAGGGCUUCCUCAGACUUUGAGGAAGCAAGGGACCACUUUGAUCAAGACCUGGCUCCUCCUCCAACAUUCACGAGUGAAGUAGACAAGGGCCGUCUCAGCAGCCCAGUUCGUGACUCGAAGUUCCAUGAAGUCGGUAUCUAA
Messenger RNA from Ascochyta rabiei, 2655 nucleotides. RefSeq names its product Eisosome assembly protein. The coding region runs from base 1 to 2655 and encodes 884 amino acids. The record is from RefSeq and is a predicted model, not a curated record. Gene Ontology annotation, biological process: eisosome assembly. The transcript is spliced from 3 exons. NCBI's taxonomy places the organism in Eukaryota, Fungi, Ascomycota, Dothideomycetes, Pleosporales, Didymellaceae.